GAUAGCUGCCCUCAAAGGCUCAAAAAGAUGCACGUCCCCGCAGCCCAAGAUAUUAUUGAAGAAGCUAUCUGCUCUCGGUCACUCACUCGUUCGCGACCCCUCCUUCCUUCGCCCUCAUCACUACCGCCCUCCUCUCCGCCCCUCCCCCCAAUCUCCAAUAAAUAAAUCCCCCUUCAGCUGUAUAGCUACUAUCUCCUCCUCCACAUAAACAAACUCAACCCUAUACACCCAGCCACCACCAUCACCACCGCCGCCGCCGCCGUCACCGCCAUGUUCUGGUUUUCCUCCCACCAGCAACAACACUCCCCCCUCCCUCCUCUCUCCUCCUCCUCCUCCUCCCCCUCCUCCACCAAGUCCAAAAUCCGUAGAACCCUCAAAUCCCCCGGGCGUCCCAUCGCCAUCCGCAAGGACCACAUCACCGACACUCAGACCCUCCUGAUUCUGCGACCUCAAGGCGACGCACAGUCCGCCGUGGCCUACAAAAUCCAAGAUGCCGAUGGCAUCACCCUCUACACCGCUACCGGUCGCAAGUUCAGCGACCGACCCUGUCGCGAGUUCCGCGACGCCUCAGGUCUCCCACUCUUCGAGCUGCACCGGAAAACUUCCUUCAAGAACAACUGGUCUGUCACCCUCCCCGGCAGUAAGAUCACCAGCCCGAUUGCGACGGGGGCUCUGCGCCGCUCCUCCUUUAGCGCCGCCGGCUGGGGCAACUUCACCAUCACCUUCGACAAUGUAGCGGCUGCAGAAGGAAAACGGCCCGAAGAGAGGACGCUCACGUUGGAGGUACAACGGCAUGGGAAUGUGUUGGCCUUGUUCGACAUCGUCGACGGAGAUCGCAAGGUUGCCGAGGUCAAGGAAAGUAUUCGGCAUAACGAGAAGCUGGCGCUCAUGCCUGCUUCGCGGUAUGGUUAUCGCCCGGUGUUGGAUGUGAUUGUGACCCCUGGAGUGGAUAUGGCUUUGAUCGCGACAAUUGCGGUCAUCGCCUCGGACACGGUGUUUGCGUCGAAUUAUUGAUGUCGCAUCGUUUGUAACAUUGAACGGGACUAUGGCGCCAUGAGAUUAUGAACUUAACGACCCUUUCUUUUCUUUCCUUGGUCUCUAUUUCCUUUUCGUUUGUUUACGCGACACUGGGGCUUGUUCAAACCGUUGAUGACUUAAUCGUGGCGUUUGGAUGACUGACGGAGUGAUCUCGGAGCUUUUCCUAAUGCUACAUUGCUCUACCACUUCACAGGUGGAGCGAUCCAUUGGUUCAUGGUGCAUGGGUUCUAGUACUUGCAAGGCACACUGCACAGGGAGACUGUAUGUUUCCUUCAGCAGUUGGGUCUCCCAUCUAUUCGCUGGAGCUUUCUCAAUAUGUAUAUAUUCGCGCGACCGCUAAACUUUGUCCAAAUCCAUCGGGAAGGGUUGUGAAUGUGGAUGAGGCGAGCGAUUUAUUAUUAACCUCGGUAG
Molecule: messenger RNA, 1449 nt
Organism: Aspergillus sclerotioniger CBS 115572
Lineage: Eukaryota; Fungi; Ascomycota; Eurotiomycetes; Eurotiales; Aspergillaceae
Exons: 2
Coding region: 271-1014 (247 amino acids)
Source: RefSeq, a predicted model, not a curated record